Adineta steineri is the source of this 738-nucleotide messenger RNA. NCBI's taxonomy places the organism in Eukaryota, Metazoa, Rotifera, Eurotatoria, Adinetida, Adinetidae. The record is from the annotation of a GenBank genome assembly.
AUGGCUACUUUAAUUCAAGCAACAUGUUUUAUGUUUCUAUUAGGAAUGGUUUGUAGUUGGCCAUUUCCAAUAAUAUUCGAACGACGUCUUCCAGUAACUUAUUUUCAUUCAAGUGUUGAAGAAGGUGCAUCACCUUUAUCAUCAUCAUCAAUAUUAGAGGAAAUGAAUAAAAUGAUGACAGCUAUGCAUGAACGUUUUGAUAAAUUGUUUCAUUCACCAACAUAUCCUUUUGAUAAUGCUGUUGAUGCUGAUGCUGAUACUGAUGCUGAUGAUAAUAAUGAUUAUGAUUUAUCAGGUAAUGAAGAUCAAUUAGAAUCAAUUGAUAAAGUAAUACUUAAUGAACAAAAAGUACAUGUUAUUGAUGAUUUAAAUGAAAUUAGAAAGAAAUUAGAUGCUGUUGAACCUGUUUGCACAACAAUUACAAAUACACCAACAACAAUUUCACCAAGAAAAAGUCGACGAAAGAAACUUCCCGCAACACAUACAACAACAUGUAUUAGAGAAUUUAUUUAUAAUGGACAAACACAUAUGUCAGAAGAGACAGAUACAACUGAUGAUAAAGUACUCUUAUGUUUUGAAAUUUUGACAGCACCAUAUGCUGAAGCUGGCCUAGCAGCUUAUGGUAUAUGUCAAGCUGGUUGUUGUGCACUUGCUGUUGCUUGUUAUGGAGCGGCUGGUGCUGCUUUUGGAAAAUGUUCAGCAGCGUGUGUUGCUGCCGGUUGUGCACCAACACCAUAA